This is a messenger RNA of Branchiostoma floridae (Florida lancelet), 3194 nucleotides long. Its product is annotated as serine/threonine-protein kinase PDIK1L-like. Gene Ontology annotation, biological process: protein phosphorylation. The coding region runs from base 565 to 1668 and encodes 367 amino acids. The transcript is spliced from 3 exons. NCBI's taxonomy places the organism in Eukaryota, Metazoa, Chordata, Leptocardii, Amphioxiformes, Branchiostomatidae. The record is from RefSeq and is a predicted model, not a curated record. Gene Ontology annotation, molecular function: ATP binding; protein kinase activity.
GCAUGCGUUCUAAGCAAUCGAAAGAGAAAAGAGGGUCAACACGGCAGCAAGUCAGACGAUCGCCAAGCUCGCGUUUCAUUCAUUCUCUGGGCGAAGGAAAAAGCCCCAGACACCGACCGCUUCCCUCAGAAACCACUCAGAUGUGUUGGAGGAAGGGUCCCGCGUUCCGACUGAGACGACUGACGCAUACAAAGGGCCGUGAAACCCGCCAGUUCGAAAGACAACACCCGAGGCUAAGGACGCUGUUGUUUGAAAAUCCUUCCCGACUUGCAUUUUAAAUAGCUCACAUCUGUCGACUGGAAAAUCAUUUUUUCCGGCAACGUUUUAGAAAAUCCGUGGUCAAACCCUACCAGAGUCGUCUCCCAAAGUGGUCUGCUACCGAAUUCCGGAAUUCUUUUACCCAAGAAGCUCUCCUCAGUGAAAAUAUUCGACCGAACUCGGUCGGUUAUGACCCGGGGUGAAUUUUGAUCUCGUCCGGUCCACCAUCUUGGUAUUACAGCCACCCCGAACUGGUUUUUCCGCGCCAAUUCAGCUCUGUUUCGCGCGCAGCUCAGGCAUGCAAUCAUGGACCCGGACCUCGAACCAUACCAAGUCCUAGACGAGUUGGGCUCUGGAAGUUUCGGCGUGGUGUACUCGGCCGUCAGCCUGAAGAAUAGUAAGCACUAUGCCAUCAAGAAAAUCAAGUGCACAAAUCCCGAAAACAUCGAGAUAGCCCUGCAGGAGAUGUGGACUCUGACUCGCCUCACAGACCACCCAAACAUAGUCAAGAUGAUCGAAUGUUACCUACAGAACGGCGGGAUCCACCGUGUCAAACAUGGUGAAGAUGACUACCUGUGUUUAGUAGAGGUCUGCCUGAAGGGGAAGACAUACCACCAACUUCCCUUCUCGAACUCCCACAACCCCUGUGGCAAACAGCUGGGCCCCAACAUCCCCCAUAGCCAGCUGAACCUUUGGCUAGUGAUGGAAUAUUGUAAUGGAGGAACCAUGAAUGACUAUCUUCUGGAGAGAGAUCCUGAUCCAGAGACAAAUGCCAGGUUCAUGACACAACUUUCAGGGGCAGUAUCCUUUCUGCAUAACAACAAUGUGGUGCACAGGGACUUGAAACCAGACAAUGUGCUAGUGUGCCAACCAGUAAAUGGGGAUCCACCACUUGUGAAAAUCGGGGACUUCGGCCUCUCCAAGAUAUGCAAUGCGAGUAACCUCAGCCACAACACGGACAUCAACACCUACCAAAUGAACUCUGCAUGUGGAUCAGACUACUUCAUGGCACCUGAGGUCUUCGAGGGGAGCUACACUGCCAAAGCUGACAUUUUUGCUCUGGGGAUGAUAUUCUGUUCCAUGAUGGAGAGAACUACAUGUUACGACAAGGAAAGCAAUAAACUGCUGCUCGUCACCUGCAUCACAAAUGGCAAGGAGAAUGUUCCAGUUGGAAAGGCUCUCCAGGACGACCCAAAACUGACAUUUGAAGUCUUGAAAUGCGGACGGAACAACAGACUGAAGACCCUUGUGCAGUCCAUGGUGGCCAUCAAUCCCGAUGAGAGGCCUGCUGCAGAUGAACUACACAAAAAGCUGCAAGAUGUUGUAAAAAGGCAGCCUGGGUGGACUGUGUGUGUGACAUCUCAAAGGAGUUCCAGAGGAAAGCGGAAGCGGAGAUACACAGUAUCCUAACAGCCAGUUGGCUGCCACCUGAAGACAACAUGUCAGGUGUCAACCUGAAGACAAGAAGUCAAAAGUUUUAUAUGUACUCUAUAGGAGACAUUUUUCGUUCAGUUGCUGCUCGGUUUAUAUUAACGUUCCCUUGGUACAGAAAAUCGAUAUCUUUCGUUCGAAGUUUAUGUUGUACUCUCAAGAUUCUCCCAUCAAUACUUUUAUCUUUGGUUUAUUUGUUAAUGAAAUACAUUGCAAUAUGGUAGUCAAUAACUAUACUUCCAAAGUCUUCUCACAAAUUGUACAAUACCAUUGAAUGGAAUUUAUAUAAGGUUCAAACAUCUAUAAUGUAUGGAUUUUAGAUGGAAUUGACAAGGAGGAAUAUGUAUUACAUUUUGUAUCUUUCUUUGAACCAUCCAAAUGACCAGGGGCACAGUUUCCCCCAGAUCUAUGGCUUUGUAGAGGAUGUACAACUGUAAACAAAGCAAAAUACACCAGGAAUCUGUUGUAGUUUAUCAUUUAUUUUUACACAAUGAAAUGGUCAGAAUUGACAUUUUGAUUGACAUUUUGUAGUACACAACAAAGGAACUUUUACUAUAAUUAUAAAGAAAAAGUCAUGCAUAUUCCUGACAAAAUAUUACUGAUGUUCUUUGACAUAAUCUGAGGAAAAAAAUUAACCAUAUACAAAAUUAGCUUCUAUUUAACUAUUGUUGAGGUUCCUACAUGUAUUCUUGUUGGGAACUCGAUUUGGUCAGAUAUCCAAUGUUAGCACCUUGAUGGUCAUUAAGUUGAGGGGAUUUUAUUGUAUUGACUUUUCUCUAAGACUUUGGAUACGCUGCUAUUACCAUGAAAGCUCUUUGGUGCAAUUUAAAGUGUGAACAGACAGUACUUAGUAUUAGGUUUUGUUCCAUACCAUUCCAAGUGUUACAAGCAACCUUUCAGCUAGGUGUGUAAGGCUAAGAGCACUAACAUUUUGUUAUAUGUUAUUAGUCCUUUUUUGACUGGUUUAUUUUACUUGACAGCUCAAUUUGGGUACAUGUAUAACUCGACACGAAGUGAAGAUUUUAAUAUAGGAAAGGCACAAAACAGAAACAAAUGUUCAUUUAUGAAAAUUUGAAUAAGAACAAGUAUUGUUUUGUAGAAGACUCCUCAGGAUGGGAAGUAUAUACGUUAGGGGCUAUCAUGCUAAAAGACACCCUACUCCUGAUAUUGUGAGAUUAUAACUAAGCAGUGAAAUUAUCGUAUACUAUAUUCAGUUACAAAUUGAUAAUUAUAUUUGUACUGUAUUAACAUUCAGUGUUGCGAUCUUUGCACUUCUUUUAUUUGCAAGAAAACAUUUGCAGCAUUCCAUCUUGCAGGAAAUUCAAAGUCCCUUGAGAUGCCAGAUCACAGCAGUAUAGUUAUUUUGUGCAUGUCAGUCAGUCCUUGUGUAAAAAAUGUUCCACCCUAUCGCUGCUACAUGUAGUGUGUGGACACUGCAAAUACAUGUCCAUCUCCUGUUACUUUAAAUUGUUGUAGACUGGUGGAUGAAUAAAUUUUUAAAUGUA